AUGGAGAUCGAGAACAUCGUCGCGAACACUGUUUAUAUAAAGGCCAGAGAGAGUGGCGGACAGAAAAAGGGUAAGAGCAAGAAGUGGAAAAAUUAUCUUCAAUUCCCACACUACACCGAAUGUCUGCCAUUACGCUCCGAAAUCGAUACUUUGUUCUAUGAACAUAUUUGCAGCUACUCAUAUAUCGUGGAGAAACAGCCAAUUGGGAAGUUGUUAUUCCACGAUUUUUGUGAGUCAACCAACCUUCAGUACUAUCAGUCUUGUGUGUUUUUGAAUAAGGUCGAAGAGUACGAGACCUCUGAUGAUGAUGUUCAGUGCCGGCGCAAGUUAGCACGAGCCAUUGUUGGUCUUCUUGCCCCUGGUGGUGAUACUCCAUCAUCAUCGCAACAUGAUCACAGCCCCUGGUGUUCAUUUUUGCCUGAAAAUGUUGUUGGUUCUGUUCUUGUCGCUGCUGACUCUGCCACACAUGAUCAGGAGCCCCGCACAGAUCUUUUUGCGGAAGCGUACAAACUGGUUCGUGCCUAUCUUGCUGAUGAGCCUUUCAAGCAGUUUCUCGAUUCGAUCCAGUUUUAUCGCUACCUGCAAUGGAAAUGGCUAGAAAAACGUCCUGUAGACAAGCAUACCUUCAGAUUGUACAGAGUUCUUGGCAAAGGCGGAUUUGGGGAAGUGUGCGCAUGUCAGGUGCGAGCGUCUGGAAAAAUGUAUGCGUUGAAGAAGCUGGAGAAGAAGAGAGUUAAGAAACGGCACGCGGAGACCUUGAGUCUGAAUGAGAAACAAAUCUUACAGCGAAUUAAUUCCCCUUUUGUAGUUAGCCUCGCCUACGCUUACGAAACGAAGGAUGCACUUUGUCUUGUCCUUACGCUGAUGAAUGGAGGCGAUCUUAAGUUUCAUCUGUAUAAUCUGAUGCCCGGUGGUUUCGAUGAGAAGCGUGUACAGUUCUAUGCUGCCGAGAUUACUCUUGGCCUCCAACAUUUACACAAAGAACGGAUAUUGUAUCGCGAUCUCAAACCUGAAAAUAUUUUGUUAGAUGAUUUUGCUCCUGAAAUAGUGAAGAAUGAGCGAUAUUCAUAUGGUGUCGAUUGGUGGGGACUAGGUUGUCUUAUAUAUGAAAUGAUUGAGGGCAAAGCGCCUUUUCGUCAACGCAAGGAAAAAGUGAAAAGGGAAGAAGUUGAAAGACGGGUACGGGAGGACCAAGAAAAAGGUCUUUUGCAUAAGGAACCGUCAUUUCGCCUAGGAUGCCGUCGAGUGAACAAGCCGGAAGAGGGAGCCGAAGAAAUUCGUGCCCAUCCUUUCUUCAACACUGCUGAUGCUAACACAGCACGGGAGCCCGUCACUCCUCCCUUCUGUCCGGAUCCUCGUGCUGUAUAUGCAAAGGAUGUCCUGGACAUUGAACAGUUUAGCACAGUGAAAGGAGUUCGCCUAGAUGCUAAUGAUACCCAAUUCUACGGAAAGUUCAAUACCGGAUGUGUUAGUAUUCCGUGGCAGAAUGAGAUGAUUGAAACCGAGUGCUUUCAAGAACUGAAUGUGUUCUUCGAAGAAGACGGUAGCCUCGUGCCAAGUCUGCGACCUGAUGGUCAACUGCAACUCGAUAAGAAAAACGGCUCAAGUAGUGCGGGGUUUUUCAGCCGUCUGUUCAAACGCAAGGUGAUUAAUCAUCUCAAUUUUUAG
Messenger RNA from Strongylus vulgaris, 1668 nucleotides. The record is from the annotation of a GenBank genome assembly. Lineage: Eukaryota; Metazoa; Nematoda; Chromadorea; Rhabditida; Strongylidae.